AUGUUCUCGACAUUUGUCUCCUCUGCUUGGCUCUUCACCCUCCGUCUCAUCGCGCUUUACCGUAGGAACCGGUAUCUGGUCUGGUUCAUGUAUGCGUUCUUCUUCGCCACCUAUGCCGCGUCCUUUGGCACUCUGACCGCGGCCCUGGUCACAUAUCAUAAGACCGUCGCAUAUUUUGAGAUUCUGAAUGCAUGCGGUGCUACCGAGGCAUCGCACACUUUUCCGGCCUUGUUCUACGCUCCGGCCGCGUAUGAAGUUUUCAUUUUCGCCCUUACGGCGUGGAGAGCGUAUCAAGACGCGAGUUUGAUCUCUGGAGCGCCAUUUAUGCGGGUGUUAUACCGAGAUGGAGUCAUUGCCUUUCUGGUCAUGACUGGAGUUCGCGGUUGGAAUAUUUGGAUUUACGUGUCUCAACCUAUCACGGCUCUCAGCAUCGGAACAAACAUUAUGUGGGCGCUGAACACGAUUUUGAUGACACGAGUCUACCUCAACCUCCAGUGGCUUGCCAAAGGACCUACACUUGGGGGAUACCACCGACCUGACGACUUUUGCGUCGCCACUUGGUCGUGGGACAGACGGGCACCCCAUCCGACCCAGAAACUCGAUCCAUUUUCGUGUUCCGCAUCUUACCACAACGUUUGGUCAAACCACCGUCAUGACGCAGACAAUCUUUUUGACCUUGGAACCGAGCCGCACCGUUGCGGAGCGCAGUUUACGGUGGAGCUUCGUACUGUCAAAGAGGACGAAGAUGUGCCACAUUCUCUGGGUAUGAUGGCGGAAACGCUUAGGCUCAAAUGCGACAGAGUCGUUCCUUGCAACUCGUGUGUGCGACGAGGGUGCCCACAGAUCUGUCCAGAUGGUACUCUGACACCAGGAAAAGGAAGCAGAUUCAUCCUAAACAAUACAAAGGAAUUGCACGAGGAGAUUGAGGCGUUACGCACGCGUGUCAGGCAAUUGGAAGGAGCUCUGGCCGAGUUGCAAGCUCAACUUACACCGGAGCCUCAUCCAUUACUCCAGAAAUCGUUGAACAUGGUCUCUACAGCCCUUGGGCCAGCUGAAUCUCAUUCGGGCAAAGAAAAUUCGGAAGCAGAAGACGAGAGUCUCAUCGAUACCUUUGGGAGGUUGAAUCUCGAGCCAAACGGGCAGACCAUUUGGUACGGUCCACAGGCUGGCUCCCGCUUCUACAUCCCGAGGGAUGAAUCUGAGGAAAAUGCUGUAUCUGCACUUCCGGUCGACCUCAUGGUACUCAGCCGACUGUUCCCUCUCGGAGCGACAACCAUAUCAGAAGCCGAAGAUAUUGUUCGACAGCAGGUCAAGAGAUAUAUCCCUCCAGAAAAGGAGGUAACUGAGAGCAUCUACUCCCACCAUUCUAACCUCAAUUGGUCGGCUGAAGACGUGCCACCCAAAUGGGCAAGGUUCCGUGAAACCACGAUAAAACCGAUAUACUCCCCAGGGAGUCAACCUACAGAUGCCCAAUUGGCUGUCUUCUUCCUAGAAUAUGCCGUAUCAUUGAUACUGGAUCCAAGGCGCCAACCUGACUAUGCAGAGGCAGAUAGAUAUCAUCAUCUGUCGAAAAUAUGCAUAAGCCUGGGAAAAGACUUGCUUAUAUCUUGCACCCUCGAAGUCAUCGGAUACUUGCUUUACAAACGAUGGAUCACGGGUAGCCUGGCCAUACGACUGGCCGAGAUGGGAGGGCUUCACCGUGAAAACCCGAGAUGGAAUCUCGAUUCAGAGAUUAUCGAGAGACGACGACGUACAUGGUGGGAGCUUGUGUCGCUGGAUACCGUACGAUCUCUAGAAUUAGGGCGUCGAAGGGCUAUCAACGUUGACCACUUUGAUACAAAGAUGCCGCACGACCCAGAAGAUGAGGGUGGAGAGCCUACUUGUGCUGUCCUCGUCAGGAUGCUCUAUGCUGAUCUCCAAACAGUCAGCCGUGUACGAUUCAAAUAUAUGGCAGCGUCACUAGGAGCCAUUCUAGACGAAAGCGUUUCGAGUCAAGCCUGCCUUACUUACGCCAAACUCUUCAGGCUCGUUUACCUUCAUCGACGCUACUUCAUCGAGGCAUUGACGCGGUAUCCACACGAGCCAUUACGGAGCAAAUAUGCCAUUAGUGUGAUAGCAGUCUAUCGUAGCUCUAUACUGAUUCUUCAGGCUCUUAAAGGUCGAGUCGGUGGCUGGUGCACUGCUCCCCAAGUCUUUACGAUGGGGCAACAUGGAUUGCCCACCAUUCUGAUGGAAUUAUAUAUGAAGGGCGAAUGGUCAUCGAAUGUGGGAACUGUGUCCGACCAAGACGUCCUGACAUUCGCCGGACGCCCAGGUGUACUCUCAGUCAAGGCGCGAACCAAGCAGGAUUCGACGUCAACUUCGACUCCAGACUCCAACGCACCGGAAUCUUCGAUCACAAAUGCCGCUCAUCCGCUCCUCCUAGAAUAUCUUAUGCGUAUUCAGGACGCACAAACUACACAGAUAAGUCUCAUCAGUCGCGCCCAAUGGCCCACGGGUCAAGCACCAGCGGAGGACCUAUCCUUUGCCUUGCCAAAUCCCAUCAGCGCCCUGAGCAGUGGCGAAUCAGUGGAUGCUUCAGCCAACGCCUCGAUAUGGCCCUAUGUCAAUUAUGAGGUACCCACAACAUCUCCUCAGCAACAACCUUCUGGAGACAACUUUUGGCAGAUGUUCUUGAGCGACCUAGAUAUGAUGCCAUUUGGUAGUGAUGGACAUGUUAACGGCUUUAUAUCCUAUCAACUUA
Messenger RNA from Serendipita indica DSM 11827, 2743 nucleotides. NCBI's taxonomy places the organism in Eukaryota, Fungi, Basidiomycota, Agaricomycetes, Sebacinales, Serendipitaceae. The record is from the annotation of a GenBank genome assembly.